Molecule: messenger RNA, 276 nt
Organism: Geodia barretti
Lineage: Eukaryota; Metazoa; Porifera; Demospongiae; Tetractinellida; Geodiidae
Source: the annotation of a GenBank genome assembly
AUGAUCAGGAAAGUGAGGGCCAGGUUUGCCAACGGGGUUUUGACACCCCUGGAGCCGCUGGAUCUCGAGGAGGGCGCGGAGGUGGUGAUUCUGAGCCUCGAUGCGACUGCCACCUCGGAACAAAAGCAUGAGUCAGAAAAAACCAAGUUCCGUGUCAUCCCAAACCACAGCGGUUUCCUGCCAGGCAUGGACGACCCCAAAAAAAUGAAGCAACUGUUGGAAGAAGAGGACAUUGAACAUUUCCUGAGGGUCCAGGAGUUUGGUAGAGGAACAUGA